This is a messenger RNA of Drosophila mauritiana, 767 nucleotides long. RefSeq names its product probable phosphorylase b kinase regulatory subunit alpha. Gene Ontology annotation, cellular component: phosphorylase kinase complex. Lineage: Eukaryota; Metazoa; Arthropoda; Insecta; Diptera; Drosophilidae. Bases 143 to 721 code for a protein of 192 amino acids. Gene Ontology annotation, biological process: glycogen metabolic process. The transcript is spliced from 2 exons. Gene Ontology annotation, molecular function: calmodulin binding. The record is from RefSeq and is a predicted model, not a curated record.
ACUACUAUUCAUUCCUAUUCCAGUCCAAUCGCAAUCUAUCAAUUGUGAGUUGCAAGAGCAGCCGUGUUAGCGAAAGAAAAACCAAAUCGGCCUGAGUAAUCCAAAGAGCGAAGACGCCCUCAUAGCCACCGUUACCGGCAGAAUGGAUCGCUGGCUGCGCCAUCGACGGCUGGACGGCGCCCACAAUCGUCUGCCCCGCGAUUUCAAUUUGCGCGUAUGGAGCAUACUGAAGGAGUGCCAGGGUCUGGCCAUCGGGGAAUGUGUCCUGCCACACAGUCUCACGCAGGUGAGGAGGGGGCGAUUGAAGUUCUGGCAGGAUGUGAAGCUGGCCCUCGUCAAAAUACCGCAGGCCGAGUACAGGCAGCUAAUGGUGGAGGCUCUGAUGGUGCUAUCACUGGUCAUCGAGCACCAUAUGGUGCCCUCGCUGGGAGGCAUCAUCUACGUGGAGCAUCUGGUGCAAAAGGCCAAUCAGUUGUUCCUCGAGGAUCAGCGCAAGGUGAAGGGCGCUGCAAUGCAGUGCUGCGCCAAGAUCAAGGACAGCAAGGAGCAGCAGCAGGCCGCCUCCGGACUUCUAUGCGGCGGAGCCGCCAAAAUAUGCCAAAAUUUCUACGUCAGUGCUCCCGGCGGCAGAUAUGGCACCAUGACCUACUUGUUCCGGGCGCUGCCCCUUGUGCUCAACAAUGUGCCCAAGCCCGGCGAGAUGGAGUGCCCCAUCUCCUAAAGCGACGGUCGUUCACCUAAUCACUUAAUUGUAAUGCCAAAAUCUC